Messenger RNA from Purpureocillium takamizusanense, 2226 nucleotides. RefSeq names its product Catalase (gene CAT1). The record is from RefSeq and is a predicted model, not a curated record. The transcript is spliced from 2 exons. Gene Ontology annotation, molecular function: heme binding; catalase activity. NCBI's taxonomy places the organism in Eukaryota, Fungi, Ascomycota, Sordariomycetes, Hypocreales, Ophiocordycipitaceae. Gene Ontology annotation, cellular component: peroxisome; cytoplasm; mitochondrion. Bases 222 to 1712 code for a protein of 496 amino acids. Gene Ontology annotation, biological process: response to hydrogen peroxide; hydrogen peroxide catabolic process.
GCUACCUCCUGCCCUGCCCUGGCGACGAGUGUGCGAGUACUAGGUAUAUAGAUCCCUCCACUCCUCCUGCCCCAAGCUCCUCAUCCGCUCUUGCUCCUUGUGUGCACUUUCCCUUCUGGCAACUCGUGAUCACGACUCGGGCCAUACCGCGACUCAAAGAGCUCCUUGACUUAUCUCAGUGUACUCUCACUCAUCACUCCACGUACACACAGCUCGCCGCAAUGGGUGCCAACGAAGCCCCUGCUUCCACCUACCGCUAUGACGAAAGGCCCGUCUACACCACCUCCAAUGGCGCUCCCGUCAACAACCCCUCGGGCUGGCAGCGUACCGGCGCCAUGGGGCCCCUCCUCCUCCAGGACUUCCAUUUGAUCGACCAGCUUGCGCACUUUGACCGCGAGCGCAUCCCUGAGCGAGUGGUCCACGCCAAGGGUGCUGGUGCCUACGGUGAAUUCGAGGUGACUCAUGAUAUCACCGACAUCACCUCCAUCGACAUGUUCAACAAGGUCGGCAAGAAGACCAAGUGCGUCACUCGCUUCUCGACCGUGGGCGGCGAGAAGGGCUCGCCCGACUCCGCCCGCGACCCUCGAGGCUUCUCCACCAAGUUUUACACCGAUGAGGGCAACUGGGAUUGGGUCUACAAUAACACGCCCAUCUUUUUCAUUCGGGAUCCCACCAAUUUCCCCAUCUUCAUCCACACCCAGAAGCGCAACCCCCAGACCAACCUCAAGGAUGCCACCAUGUAUUGGGACUACCUCUCCACUCAUCAGGAGUCCAUCCACCAGGUCAUGCAGCUCUUUUCGGACCGCGGCACGCCCUACUCUUACCGCCACAUAAACGCCUAUUCUGGACACACCCAUAAGUGGACCAAGCCCGACGGCUCCUUCGUGUACACCCAGGUCCACCUCAAGACGGACCAGGGAAACAAGACAAUGACGAAUGCUGAGGCCGGCAAGAUGGCCUCUGAGAACCCCGACUGGCACACGCAGGACCUCUUCGAAGCUAUCCAGAAGGGUGACUAUCCCACCUGGACCGUCUACGUCCAGGUCCUCACGCCCGAGCAGGCCGAGAAGUUCCGUUGGAAUAUCUUCGACCUGACCAAGGUUUGGCCGCAGAAGGAGGUUCCGCUGAGGCCUAUCGGCAAGCUCACCCUCAACAAGAACGUCGAGAACUACUUCGCCGAGAUCGAGCAGGUUGCCUUCUCACCUUCUCACCUGGUCCCCGGCGUGGAGCCUUCGGCAGACCCCGUCCUGCAGUCGCGCCUGUUCUCAUAUCCUGACACCCACCGCCACCGUCUGGGCACAAACUACCAGCAGAUUCCGGUCAACGCCCCGCUGCAUCCCUUCAACCCAUUCCAGCGAGACGGUGCUAUGGCCGUCAACGGCAACUACGGUGCCAACCCCAGCUACCCCAGCUCUUACAGGAAACUCACCUACACGCCCGCCCCUCCCGUGAACACGCACGACCAGUGGUCGGGCGCCGCGGUCCACGCGCUCUUCCAGGAGGUCAACGACGACGACUACGUCCAGGCCAAGGGGCUCUGGGACGUGCUCGGCCGAACCCCGGGCCAGCAAGACAACUUUGUUGGCAACGUUGCCGGCCACUUGAGCGCCGCUCAUCAGGACACUCGAAACCGGACAUACGACAUGUUCUCGCGCGUCGAUGCCGCUCUUGGAACGGCCAUCAGGGAACAGACGGAGAAGCAGGUCAAGUAACGGAAGCUGCGCUGUCGGCGACGCGAUGAUGAAUGUGCCAUGAGACGACUCUUGAUAUACUUUUGCAAUCGGUUACCAGAUGGAGAUUAAUUUACCGAGUAACACGUCAGAUAUCUGUUAAGGUUGUGAAUCUUCGUGUCGAUAUUGCGUGGUGAUGUUUGUCCCUCAAUGCCAAAGUGGGGACAAACAGGUUCCAGGUCGUGUUGUCUUGCCUUGCUUUGUGUGCGAAGAAGCCCUUGGGCAUCAAAUAUGCCUGCUUCAUUACGUUGAGACAAGUCGGGCGUGAUAGGGAGGGGCUGGCUGUCCGAGAAGUCGGUUGUGUCAAGACUAACAAACUAGUAACUCAUAGGGGGCCACGCCGCACGGCGAAGGGGGAGCAGGCACACACAAGCAGGACGAGGUCAUUUCACGUGCGGGCCGGGAGUGCGUAGGCAGACGUUUUGAACAGUAUUUGGUGUUCAUAUUAACUAAUAGGGCGACAACUAGAGAAAUAACUUGUUGUGCGUGAAGAGAC